UCGCCCUCUAGUUUCUCGGCAGUUGAAAAAGCUUCCUAUGUGAGCCACUGCUCUGUAUGGGAGGAAACCGAGGCACCAGCAGAUGUUCUCUCGUUCGGGGCCCAUUCUCUAGCUUGGGGAGAAGGCACUUGCUGGGCAGAGGCGGCCGGAGAGACACGCGAUGGGGAGCCCGAGGCAGCUUCUGUGUGUGGUGGGAGCUGUCCUCCUCUGCAGCGUUGGGGGCGAGCUGCCCGGGGAGGGAAGCAAUGACAGACCCAUCAUUGGGAUAUUGGCACGACCUAACCACAUGAAAAGUCUCCAAGGCUACGGAAAGUAUUACAUUGCUGCUUCAUAUGUACAAUAUCUGGAGUCGGCAGGUGCAAGGGUUGUGCCAAUCAGGUUAACACUUUCAGAUGAAGAAUAUUAUCACCUUUUCCAGUCUAUCAAUGGGAUACUUUUUCCUGGUGGAGUUGUCCUUCUUCCAACUUCAAAAUAUACCAAUGUAGUCCAACUGUUUUAUGACAAGGCCCUGAAGGCUAAUAAAGAAGGAGAUUAUUUUCCCAUUUGGGGAACGUGCCUUGGAUUUGAAGAGCUUACUGUCUUGACCAGUGGGAAAAAAUUACUAACUUUGACCAAAACCAAUGGAAUUGCCUUGCCAUUAAACUUUACCAAAGCUGUGAAUGAAAGUAGGAUGUUCCAGAAUUUCUCUAAGGACUUGAUAGAGGCAUAUGCAACAGAACCCCUAACUUCAAAUUUUCAUGAGUGGAGCCUUUCCUUGAAGAAUUUUACACUGAAUAAGGAGCUAAGUGAGUUUUACAGAGUUUUAUCUACAAAUACAUAUGAAGACAUUGAAUUUAUCUCCACAAUGGAAGCUUAUAAAUACCCCAUUUAUGGUGUCCAGUGGCAUCCGGAGAAGAGUGCUUUUGAAUGGAAGAAUUUAACGGGUAUAGUCCAUUCACCAUUAGCUAUUAAAACUUCAUUCUACAUGGCAGACUUCUUUGUAAAUGAAGCUCGAAAAAGCCAUCACCAUUUUGCAAGUGAAGAUGAAGAAACUAAGGCAUUGAUUUAUAAUUACACUCCUGUUUUCACUGGGAAUGAGUCUUCAUUUCAGCAAUGCUAUUUUUUCGAUUGAAUGUCCUUGGAAAAUUUUGUUUUUUGGAUGCUCUUUACUUUUAUAUUACUAUCACUUUCCAAUAAUCACAUGACUUACUGCACUCUCCAAAUGGAAUCCUCCCUCCCAGUGAAAACAAAUCAACAUAUGGGCCAUGUCUGGAAAAGUGUGAGACAUUCCCAUGAGACUUCACUUUCUGCUGGUCCUCAGAAUCCUGAGAUUCUGCUAGGAGAGGACAAGUAGUGGUAAAGAAUAGACACUAAAGGAGAAAUUCUGAAUACAGAGCACUUGUUUGCAGCAUGGAAAGAAGGAAUAGGCAUAUGGAGAAACUACCCACCUUGCAUUUUAUAUGGAGUUAAAGGGGAUACCUUAAAUUUAUCCUCCUAAGGAGAUCCUUGCCAGAAAUUCGGAAAUUGCAAUCUGGUGUGUGCAUGACACACAUAGGUAACAGACCUUGGACAUUCAGAGUCUUGAAAACUUUGCAACAUAUACAUUGUACAUGUGGAAUGUAGUAGUGAUGUAUUUGUAAGUAAACAAUAUUUUUGUUUUAAAACUUAAA
Molecule: messenger RNA, 1649 nt
Organism: Dromiciops gliroides (monito del monte)
Lineage: Eukaryota; Metazoa; Chordata; Mammalia; Microbiotheria; Microbiotheriidae
Product: gamma-glutamyl hydrolase-like
Exons: 10
Coding region: 161-1111 (316 amino acids)
Biological process (GO): tetrahydrofolylpolyglutamate metabolic process
Cellular component (GO): vacuole
Molecular function (GO): gamma-glutamyl-peptidase activity
Source: RefSeq, a predicted model, not a curated record